CAACUUAAAAAUGAUAUCGCAAAACCAGAUAAACCAAUAACAAAAGAAGAGGUAGCUAAACAUAAUAAAAAAGAUGAUGCUUGGGUAAUUUAUAAAAAUAAAGUAUAUGAAAUUACCCAUUAUCUUAAACAUCACCCGGGAG
Messenger RNA from Plasmodium gaboni, 142 nucleotides. RefSeq names its product putative cytochrome b5-like heme/steroid binding protein. The transcript has 2 exons. The annotation marks the transcript as partial. The record is from RefSeq and is a predicted model, not a curated record. NCBI's taxonomy places the organism in Eukaryota, Apicomplexa, Aconoidasida, Haemosporida, Plasmodiidae.